Blepharisma stoltei is the source of this 399-nucleotide messenger RNA. Lineage: Eukaryota; Ciliophora; Heterotrichea; Heterotrichida; Blepharismidae. The record is from the annotation of a GenBank genome assembly.
AUGUCAUCUAAUCAGAGUUCAAAUCCUCCAGCCGAUCAUCUCCAAGCAAAUGGAUUUUUACAAGCUAGCAAUGUUUCUCAACUCCCUAAUGCCAGCAUGGAUAUAUCUCAAGGUCAUCAGCAGUGUGAUAUAGAUCAAAUUAACAAUUCAGGCCCUUUUGAAAAUUUCCCACAGCCAAAACCUAAAUCUCAAUCUCUAAAUCAGCCAUAUGAUUAUGAAAAUUUUCAAUUCCCCUCAUUUUCUCAAAAUCAGCCAAAGCCAAAUCCAUAUGAAGCUUAUGGCUUGCAAAUAAAUUAUUUACCUUCACCUGCACCAGUUAUAAAUGAUGAAGAGAAAAUUCAAUUGAAAAAGAUUUUAGAUGAUGCUAAAUCCCGAGGAAGCAAUUCUAGCGCCAAUUAA